Molecule: messenger RNA, 4098 nt
Organism: Neopsephotus bourkii (Bourke's parrot)
Lineage: Eukaryota; Metazoa; Chordata; Aves; Psittaciformes; Psittacidae
Gene: EPHA5
Product: EPH receptor A5
Exons: 18
Coding region: 136-3198 (1020 amino acids)
Biological process (GO): cell surface receptor protein tyrosine kinase signaling pathway; axon guidance; protein phosphorylation
Cellular component (GO): neuron projection; plasma membrane
Molecular function (GO): protein binding; ATP binding; transmembrane-ephrin receptor activity
Source: RefSeq, a predicted model, not a curated record
CCGCCCCCCGGUUCCCCAGUCGCGUCGGGCGCUGGACGGGAGCGGAGCGUAGCGGAGCUGUGCUGUCAGCUCGCCCCGUCCCGAGCGGGCAGCGCCGGGGGGGAGCCGCCGCCUCAUGUGCUGAGGGAAGGCGGGAUGGGGCUGCGGGGAGCCGGCGGCUGGGCCGGCACCGCCGGAGCGCCGGCUCCCGGUUGGACGUGCCUCCUGCCGCUGCUGCUGUGCGCCGUGCUCCGGAGUCUGCUGGCCAGCCCCGGCAGCGAGGUGAAUUUACUGGACUCACGGACGGUAAUGGGGGAUCUAGGAUGGAUAGCCUACCCAAAAAAUGGGUGGGAAGAAAUUGGUGAGGUGGAUGAAAACUACGCUCCAAUACACACAUACCAAGUAUGCAAGGUAAUGGAACAGAACCAGAACAACUGGCUUCUGACCAGCUGGAUCUCUAAUGAAGGGGCAUCCCGCAUCUUCAUAGAGCUCAAAUUCACCCUGAGGGACUGUAACAGCCUUCCAGGAGGACUUGGGACUUGCAAAGAGACUUUUAACAUGUAUUACUUUGAAUCAGAUGAUGAAGACGGGAGGAACAUCAAAGAAAACCAGUACAUCAAGAUUGACACCAUUGCUGCUGAUGAGAGCUUUACAGAGUUAGAUCUUGGCGACAGAGUUAUGAAGCUAAACACAGAGGUGAGAGAUGUUGGUCCCUUAACGAAAAAGGGAUUUUACCUUGCUUUCCAGGAUGUGGGUGCCUGCAUUGCCCUGGUCUCUGUGCGUGUGUACUACAAGAAAUGCCCAUCAGUGAUCCGCAACCUGGCCCGCUUUCCUGACACCAUCACAGGAGCAGACUCCUCACAGCUGCUGGAGGUGUCAGGCGUCUGCGUCAACCAUUCAGUGACUGAUGAAGCACCAAAGAUGCACUGCAGUGCUGAGGGGGAAUGGCUGGUGCCCAUCGGGAAGUGCUUGUGCAAGGCAGGGUAUGAGGAGAAGAACAAUACCUGCCAAGUAUGCAGACCUGGGUUCUUCAAAGCUUCACCCCACAGUCCAUCCUGCAGCAAAUGUCCCCCUCACAGCUACACGCUUGAUGAAGCAUCCACAUCUUGCCUGUGUGAAGAACACUAUUUUAGGAAGGAAUCAGACCCACCUACAAUGGCCUGUACAAGACCCCCCUCUGCUCCUCGGAGUGCCAUCUCAAAUGUUAACGAGACUAGUGUCUUUCUGGAAUGGAUUCCCCCUGCUGAUACUGGUGGAAGGAAAGAUGUGUCUUAUUAUAUUGCAUGCAAGAAGUGCAACUCACACUCAGAUCUGUGUGAGGCGUGUGGCAGUCAUGUCAGGUACCUCCCCCAGCAAACCGGCCUGAAAAACACCUCUGUCAUGAUGGUGGAUCUGCUUGCCCAUACAAACUAUACCUUUGAAAUUGAGGCAGUGAAUGGAGUGUCCGACCAGAACCCUGGAGCCCGGCAGUUUGUGUCUGUAAAUGUAACCACAAACCAGGCAGCACCUUCUCCAGUCAGUAGUGUGAAAAAAGGGAAGAUAACUAAAAAUAGCAUCUCCCUUUCCUGGCAGGAGCCGGAUCGACCCAACGGCAUCAUCCUGGAAUAUGAAAUCAAAUAUUUUGAAAAGGAUGAAGAGACAAGUUACACCAUCAUCAAAUCCAAAUUGACGACGAUUACAGCAGAUGGCUUGAAACCAGGUUCAGUGUACAUCUUCCAGAUUCGAGCCCGGACAGCUGCUGGCUAUGGUGGCUUCAGCCGAAGAUUUGAGUUUGAAACCAGCCCAGUGUCAGUAGCUGCAUCCAGCGACCAGAGCCAGAUUCCUAUAAUUGUUGUGUCUGUAACAGUGGGAGUCAUUCUGCUGGCUGUUGUUAUCGGUUUUCUUCUCAGUGGAAGUUGCUGCGAUCAUGGCUGUGGGUGGGCUUCUUCUCUGCGUGCUGUUGCCUAUCCAAACCUAACAUGGAGAUGUGGUUAUAGCAAGGCUAAACAAGAUCCAGAAGAAGAAAAGAUGCAUUUUCAUAAUGGCCACAUUAAGCUGCCUGGAGUAAGGACCUACAUUGACCCCCACACCUAUGAGGACCCUAACCAAGCUGUCCAUGAGUUUGCUAAGGAAAUUGAAGCUUCAUGCAUAACCAUUGAACGAGUUAUUGGAGCUGGUGAAUUUGGGGAAGUCUGCAGUGGGCGGCUGAAGUUGCAGGGAAAGCGUGAGUUUCCGGUGGCUAUCAAAACUCUGAAGGUGGGCUACACGGAGAAACAGAGGCGAGAUUUCCUGGGAGAAGCAAGCAUCAUGGGGCAGUUCGACCACCCCAACAUCAUCCACCUGGAAGGUGUUGUAACAAAAAGCAAACCAGUAAUGAUAGUAACUGAAUACAUGGAGAAUGGUUCUCUGGAUACAUUUUUAAAGAAGAACGAUGGGCAGUUCACGGUCAUUCAGCUGGUCGGGAUGCUGCGAGGCAUUGCAUCAGGAAUGAAGUACCUGUCUGACAUGGGUUACGUACACAGAGAUCUGGCUGCCAGGAAUAUUCUAAUCAACAGCAACUUAGUCUGCAAGGUGUCAGACUUUGGCCUCUCCAGAGUCCUAGAAGAUGAUCCCGAAGCAGCAUAUACUACCAGGGGAGGGAAGAUCCCCAUCCGAUGGACAGCACCCGAAGCAAUUGCCUUCCGUAAAUUCACAUCAGCCAGUGACGUCUGGAGCUAUGGCAUCGUGAUGUGGGAGGUGAUGUCCUACGGCGAGAGGCCUUACUGGGAAAUGACAAACCAAGAUGUGAUUAAAGCCGUGGAGGAAGGCUAUCGCCUGCCAAGUCCCAUGGACUGCCCUGCUGCUCUCUACCAGCUAAUGCUCGACUGCUGGCAGAAAGACCGCAACAGCAGGCCCAAGUUUGAUGAAAUUGUCAGCAUGUUGGACAAGCUCAUCCGUAACCCAAGCAGCUUGAAGACAUUGGUUAAUGCAUCGAGCAGAGUAUCAAAUCUGUUGGUAGAGCACAGUCCAGUUGGGAGUGGCGCCUACAGGUCGGUGGGUGAGUGGCUGGAAGCCAUCAAAAUGGGCCGAUACACGGAGAUCUUCAUGGAGAACGGAUACAGUUCGAUGGAUGCUGUGGCUCAGGUGACCCUAGAGGAUUUGAGGCGGCUGGGAGUGACACUUGUUGGUCACCAGAAGAAGAUAAUGAACAGCCUUCAAGAGAUGAAGGUCCAGUUGGUGAAUGGAAUGGUGCCGUUGUAACUCGGUUUUAAAGUUGCUUCCUCAAGUGGGUUGGUCCUGCACUUUGUACACUAGCCCUGAGAUUUAUUUUGACUAAAAAAAAAAAAAAAAAAGAUAAAAAGGGAAAUUCAGUGGUUUCUGAAACUGAAGGAUAUUGGCCUCUGCUGCAGCGCUUCUAAAGCAGUGUUUUGACUGAAGUUUUCCUUUUCUUCCUAUUUGUGUCCUCAUUUUCAUGAAGUAAAUGUAAGAUGCAUGGGACAUGGAAACAAAUUUGCUGUACAUGAGGUUAACCCAUCUCUUAAGCUUCAGUGAUGACUACAGCAAGCCUUCCCACCACACGUUGUCUGUACAUGGGAGAUACAGAGAUAUAUAUAGCACCUUUCUAUACUUAAUUACAGCAGCACAUGGUAAUGCUUCCAAGGACUGACUUGAGCAGAGGAGUUUCCUAGCCAUUUGUGGGCUCCCAAAAGCUGAGGUUUGCUGAAGUUUCACUUCAAGUCUUACUUGUCUACAGAAGUGUAUUGAAGAGCAAUAUGAUUAGAUUAUUUCUCAAUAGAUAUUUUGUUUGUAAAUUGAAAGAAAUGGAAAAAUAAUGCUGUUACACAGCAUUAAGUUAUAGAUACUAGUGUAUAAACAUGUUGCUUGCUCCAUGCUAAAUACAAUACAGGGUGUAUAUUUUUUUCCCUCCCUCUGUGUUAUCAAGCUCUUUUUGUUUGCUCUUCUGGGAGGAUAAUACAUGAUGAAGAUGUAUAUACUGUACAGUUUGCUACGCAUCAGGUACAAAAUUGGGAUCUUUCCUUGGUUUGUACUUUUCUUCCCUCUCGCUUUGCUUUGGCUCCCUUUUGUGUUAACACUAUGCUUUGUAUUUUUGCUGCUGUUUGGUUUGAGCAACAUAUAAAGCCUUCAGGAGUUUUGACGGCA